This is a messenger RNA of Aspergillus versicolor CBS 583.65, 499 nucleotides long. RefSeq lists its product as uncharacterized. Bases 185 to 457 code for a protein of 90 amino acids. NCBI's taxonomy places the organism in Eukaryota, Fungi, Ascomycota, Eurotiomycetes, Eurotiales, Aspergillaceae. The record is from RefSeq and is a predicted model, not a curated record. The transcript has 3 exons.
GGACGGGGAGCGGGCGAUAAUAUGGAGGAGGGGAGCAGGGACCGAACGAUCAAAGUAAAGAACCGGCGGACCCACUUGGGUCGGCACUGCGAUCUUCUUUCUUUUGCUCUCACUCAGCUAUCCUGACGAGCUUUUUCGAAAAAGCAGGCAGGCUGCUCGUCCUUAGCGCGGCCCCGAACCGUCGAUGAUCUGCCAUCACAUCCAUCAUUUCCCUACUCGUCGAACCAGCAAUCGCAGACAAACAGCAUCCAGACGGGGUGAAUCAACUGUCGGCAACAGGGGUUCGAGUUGUUACUUUGCCACACUGCCGUCGCUCCAACGCUUCUCGAGAUUAAUUUAUUUAAUUGUUUUUCUUUUUUUUUCUUUUUUUUUUUUUUUUAAGACACUAUCGCCGCUGGUGGCAAUCAUACCCUUGCACCCCUCGCUGCAGCCUUGUCCCCCCUGUUGCUUGAAAUAAAAACACCAAAUAGGGGAAACUGAAGUCGGCUUCUAGUCUUCU